CUAUUCCCACUAUUUAUGAAAGCAAGAUUACCUUGCCAAAAGGCUGCGUGCGCAACCUUUCUUACCCUGUCACCAUCCUGGGGCAUAAACAUUCUUUCGGUGCUCCUGACGAAAAACAAAAGGAAGCCUCUAACAUCUUGAUAACUACGCCAAACAAAGACUGUCUCCGAAAUGAAGCAACAAGUUCUCGCUCGGUGGCUCACAUGAUGCCGUCACGUAAAUGGCCAACCUGUACAAACGACGCUGAGCGAAUGAAGCAAGCGAAGCUGCACGGUUUGUUAUACUCAAUCCCAGCAUUGAACCAUUGUAGUGAGACCAUGGGCGUCAUUCAAAUUGAGCUGAAGCAACAGUGGAAGACUCCCAAGCCUUCAGAUCGCAGUGUUUUCAAAUGGAACGCACUGAUUGAAAGUGUUCGUGAAGUGGCCGCAACUCCGCGAAUCUACGCAAUCGCAUACUCCUUCUACGCGUACAGUAUUGUUUUAGACACGUUCCUUAUAGUUAACGUCGACUAUGCUGUGGACAUCGGAAUUUCCGAAGGAGAUGCUGUGCACGUAGUUGUGCUCUUCUCAGUGACAGACACCCUGUGCCGGUUCCUGAUGCCCUGCCUCACAGACCGCAAGCUGCUCUCAACUGCUGCCCUCAUAGCAGCAUCUAGUCUUGUCGCUUCACUUCUCGCAUGCAGUUUUACCUUUAUCAGGGGAAAAGUAGGCUUCUGGGUUGUGGCGCUCGCACUGGGGCUACCAAUGGGAUACAUCAACGUCGGAAUCUCGGAAAGCGCGUCAACAGUUGCCGGAGAAGAUAACCAGCCCAUGGCUCUUGGUUUCAUGUCUACGGCGGCGGCUGUCGGCUCCUUCACGGCACCUUCGUUAAUAGGCCUAUUCCGGGACACCUGGGGCUCGUACGAUGGUCUUUUCUUUUUCAUGGCAAGCACACUGGUGGUUGAAUCUGCCUUGUUCGCUGGACUUUCAGCAAUCGACUUUCGGAAGUCCAAGCAUUUCAAAAUAUCAUCAUAGAUUUUUAUACAUUUUGGUGAAAGAGAUUUUAUUGACAUUUUCUCGCUUGUGUGUCACUGCACGUUCUGACAUUCUACUAGCUAGCGUCAAAGCCUAUGUGCACGACGCUAUAUGCCUGAUAACUUCGGAGACAUCGAACUGCCAUAUUUCG
Messenger RNA from Dermacentor silvarum, 1164 nucleotides. RefSeq lists its product as uncharacterized. NCBI's taxonomy places the organism in Eukaryota, Metazoa, Arthropoda, Arachnida, Ixodida, Ixodidae. Bases 204 to 1013 code for a protein of 269 amino acids. The transcript has 2 exons. The record is from RefSeq and is a predicted model, not a curated record. Gene Ontology annotation, biological process: transmembrane transport. Gene Ontology annotation, molecular function: transmembrane transporter activity.